AUGCGAACAGUUGACGACGGUCAGUCGGAUUACCGGGCGGCCACGGACAACAGCGCCUCGGCGACGGCCUCGACCAUCACGCUUCUCACCGUCACGGCCUCCAUUCUCUACUGGCACGGGAGGGGGCACGGGAUGUCGCGGCUGCUGGGUCUCUGCUUGGAGCUGAACGAGGGGGGGCAAGGGAGGGGGCAAGGGUGGGGGCAAGGGUGGGGGCAUUGGCUGGCGCUGCUCCUGGUGGUGUCGUACGGGGUGCUCUUCACGGUGCUCAACGUGCUCACGGGGGAUAAGAGCGCGGUGGUGGCGCUGAAGGUGGUCGCUUGGGGGUUCGCCAACGUCAUCGUCGUGUUUCAGCCGGUUCUGUACUGCUGGGUCUGCUGGGAGAUCUAUCGAUUCGAGAAACUGUUCAUCGAAAAGAUCGAGGGCGCCGGGAUGACGGUGAGAAGGUGGCUCGACUCCCGGGAGACGCUGGAGCACCUGGUCCUCGAGAUGAACCGGCUCUACGGGCCGCUGCUCGCCCUGCACCUCGCCUUCAACGGGGCCGUCCUCACGAUCUUCGUCUAUCUCGCCGUGAGGGACCUGGACCGGCGGGACCCGCGAUGGGAGCACUUCGCGAUCAACGUCGCGAAUUGCGUCGGGGCGUUCAUCCCCUUGCUCAUCUUCAACUUCGCGUCCGAGGCGGUCGAGAGAAGGGAGGAACACUUCUGGAAGGCGAUGGCCUACCGCGCAUCGGAGCAGGCGGUGCCGCUGAUGGACGGCGAUCCCCUCAGGGCCGGCGACGCGGGGGAGAGGAGGGAGACCAUCGCGGAUAAGGAGCAGAUGAGACACAUGGCGUUGUUCUACGAGUCGCGGAUGAUCAACUUGACGGCGGCCGGGUUCGUCAACGUCGGGAAGGGGUCUCUCACCACGUUGCUGAACGUGAUCACGACGUACAUCGUGAUCCUGUUCCAGUUCGGGAAAGAAGACAAGAACCAAGUCGUCGCACCCACCGCAUCCGCGACAACUUUGUCCGUGGCAACUGCCUUCCGACACCUGUUCAACGCGACUACCGUUCGCAACCUGGUCGAUGCGACUACCGUUCACAACCUGUUCAACGCCACCGUCAUCCCCAAUCUCUUGAAUCUCACCACUAACCCCGGUCUCUUCAAUGGCACGGCCACCACCGGUCUUUUCGAUGCCACGGCCACCACCGAUCUCUUCAAUGGCACGGCCAUCACCGGUCUCUUCAACGGCACCGGGAAUGCCACCGUCUUUUAA
This is a messenger RNA of Darwinula stevensoni, 1254 nucleotides long. NCBI's taxonomy places the organism in Eukaryota, Metazoa, Arthropoda, Ostracoda, Podocopida, Darwinulidae. The record is from the annotation of a GenBank genome assembly.